Molecule: messenger RNA, 2194 nt
Organism: Nylanderia fulva
Lineage: Eukaryota; Metazoa; Arthropoda; Insecta; Hymenoptera; Formicidae
Product: phosphatidylserine lipase ABHD16A
Biological process (GO): phosphatidylserine catabolic process; monoacylglycerol catabolic process
Cellular component (GO): endomembrane system
Molecular function (GO): monoacylglycerol lipase activity; glycerophospholipase activity
Source: RefSeq, a predicted model, not a curated record
UGUAAAAUGCCACUUGAUUUCUUGGCAAAUUUGCAGUAACACGCAGAUCGUGUGCUACUAAAAUUGCACUUAAAAAAAAGGAUAGAUUCAACUGCAACUUUGUGAAAAAGGAGUAAAAAUUUCUUUCGCGAGCCUAAAAUCCGUCGUCUAUCUAGCUAAGGUGCUUGUUCGACGGACGUGGCAGAAGUCAGAUAUAUUUCAUGCUUUUCUUGUGUCAUGUGUACGGCCUGAUAAUAUUUAAUCCGCAUCGCGACUCCGCAGUAUAACAUAUAUAUUUGUAUAUACGAGGGGAUCGAACCGAUUGCGUGAAAAUCGCGCGAAAUGUCCUUAAUAAGAUCUCUAUGGAAAUGUACAUUCAGUCCGCGGCUCUUCAAGAUAUACGAAGUUACAUGGAUCGGUCAUCUGGUUGACAAAUCCUACGAGCCGAAGAACUUGGAGCGAUGGGGCGAUCAAAUUGUGAUUUCCUUUGCAGCAAUAUGGUCCAUAAGUCUUUACGCUGUACCUGUCAUUGCUACGUUUUUGUAUCAUCGUAGUUAUUCCUUGACAGACAACAUCUUCUGUUUGAGUAAAUUGGCAGCUAGUGUUGGUGCGCUUCUCAUUGCUUCGUUAGCUGCACGUGGUUACUCCAGAGCAAACAACCCCUGUUACGUAAAAUUUAUGGAGACCUUAAAUGAGGCUCAAUUACAGUAUAAUGAAAGGACAAAACAAGAGCUUCAUAAAUAUGACUUUGAAUUUUGGGCAUGGCCUGUAGAUUUUGAUAUUUUGGAGUUAAAAGGUGAUAAAAUUACAGACAAAUUGACACUAGAAAAGAUUGCAAACGCUAGUGAACGUCUGAGACGUCAAAGCGGCAAAGAUUUCUUAUUUGCUAUACCAUGUAAAUUACUUUCUUAUGUAGUAGCACAUACUUUUGCAAUCAAGGUGAUUUAUCCUGGCAGUGUAUCUUUUAUCAGCUGGGCACUCGGCUCUACAUUAAUGAAGGGAAGAAUAGAUUUAAUAAAACAGGGUGGAGAAAGAUUCAAGCUGAUGACAAUUGAUAAAAAUCAAAUUGAUACAGUGUUCGUCGAUCGACGCAACAAAAAUGCUAAUGGCGAUAUAUUAGUCAUAUCUUGCGAAGGAAACUGUGGUUUCUAUGAAACAGGUAUUAUAUCCACUCCUUUAAAUAAGGGUUACUCGGUAUUAGGCUGGAAUCAUCCGGGUUUUGGUAACAGUACUGGUGCACCAUAUCCAGACCAAGAAGAAAAUGCUGUCGAUUGUAUAAUGCGCUUUGCAAUCGAGCGCCUAAAGUUUCCUGAGGAACGUAUUAUCCUGUAUGGAUGGAGCAUCGGAGGAUAUACCGCUACCUGGACUGCUAUGAAUUAUCCUAAUAUUCAUAGCCUGGUUUUAGAUGCUACAUUUGAUGAUGUACUUCCAUUAGCUAUUAAAACAAUGUCACCAUCCCUAAAAGGUUUAGUCCGCAACGUAAUCAGAAGUUACUUUAACUUGAAUAUAGCAGAACAAUUAAACAGAUAUAAUGGAACUGUAUUGUUGGUGAGAAGAACAGACGACGAGAUUAUUUGUAUACCUGACAAUAGUUUAGCUGGAAAUCGCGGCAAUAUGUUACUGACAAAACUACUUCUUAGACGUUAUCCACAUUUAUUUUCUGAAACCUCUGAAUCUGGAACUGUUCUAUCGAGGUUCUUAUCUGCUGAAGCUUCUGAUAGAGCAUCGAUAUUAGAAUCGUCAAGAGUGGAUGAAAAACGUUGUUUAGAGCUGAUAGCAGCUGAUAUAAGAAAAAAUGAUGGGGUGAUAAAUUAUCCAUCUACUUUAGGACAAGACUGUAAUAUUAACACAAAAUUGCAGUUGGUUCUUUUUCUUGCAACAAUGUACAUGAAAGACCAAUCAUCAUCGCACUGCAUCCCGUUAACUGUUGAUCUUUUUCAUCCAGGUUGGGACCCAGCAUCCACAAUCACUGUAAAGUAGAUUUCUUGAUAUUAUGUCCUAAGAGUCAGAAGCUUUUCAAGAGAUUCUUAUUCUUAUAGUAUCGUACAAACGAGCAAAACAAUCCUCAGUGCAUUUUAUCAAGUUUUAAUUAACACACAUACAUAAGCAUUAUUUAUUUCAUAUUAAUAUAUUCAAUCUUUGGCAAAUUGUUGAAAAAAAUGUUACAUAUAGAUAUCUCAUUUUUCAUUCACAAUAAAACAUUCUUACUUAGUGA